CCCUUUUCUCCUAUUGAAUAGUACAGUGUCACAAAGUCGAAGCCUCACCUCGCCCUUACUCAUGUACCGUCAGCAAUGAGGCAAUGAGAGCUUCUGCGUGAGGUUUUUUUUAUUCACCUCAUUCCUUCCUUCCCUCCAUUGCCCCAUUAUUUUUCAUUCCAAUACUUCUUUCGUCCAUGGUCUGGCUAAUUCAUGUUCUUAAAACGCCACAAAGCAACACCUCUUCUUCCAAUGCGACUUUAAAACUAGCAGGUGUCACAACCAAACACAAGCAUGUACGCCAACGCUCGUUUCGAUUACUCGACAUUCCUGAAAUCCUUGAAAUCAUCAUAGGUCUUCUCAGUUUUGGGGACCGCCGUGUAAUGCGACUCGUGUCUAGGCAAUGUUAUAUCGUUAGUCGCCGCUUCCUGACUAUCCGGGCUGUGUGGACGGAGGCUCCUGUCCCUGCAAGCCCACAUCACGCACAUGUUCUCCGAUGGCUCUCCAGUUUGGAUGCGCUCAGCUAUGUCUCAGAGCAGACAGAUGAUCACGAAUCAACGUUCAGCCAUAACGCUUGGUUUCACUUACGCAACCAUAUCCAGUCGGGGCUUGCCUUCAAUCUAGAGGAGCUUAUUUUGAAAGGACCCAUUGAUGUGCAAGGCAGGAUACUUCCUCUAUUACCAUUCAUGGCCUCCUUAAGGACAAUUCGGCUACAAGGAGUUUAUUCUGAUUCAUACACGAUUCCAAUGUUCCUCAAUGAGUGCCCAAGACUCGAGGAAUUGACUAUUGAGCCAGAUUCUAAGCAGUGGACUGCAGGAGUCACGCCUGUAGUGAAAUCAUGGACGAUGCAUAGGCCAUACAAACUAAGGGUCUUGUCAGUGCAACAAAUAUCCAUGACACAGCACGCUAUCAGGAACGUUAUUGAGUGUUGCCCUAACCUUCGUAGUAUCUCAUUGAUCGGUGUCUCCUGUACGUCCCCAACCAGCGGCGGUCAUUUACUUGAAGAGGGAUUAAUUGCACACAUUGCGCGGUGGUGCCCAGAGCUCCACCAUCUGCAAAUUUCCACUACUCAAGAUCAGCAAGACAGCAUUUCACAGCUCGCACAGUUCAGACAUAUCACCUCGCUCGGAAUGCCUGGCAGACUCAUCUGUCCUCACUUUUUUACAGUUGUCAGAUCGUAUCCAAAUGCAUUGACGGUUUUAACCAUUACUGGGAGUUGUGGAUUUUCACCCGAAAUAACAGAGGGCCUUCACAGCUACCUCUGUAAAGCACUUCAUCUAAAGCAUCUAGAAGCUCCUGAUAUCAAAUUCAAUGAAAUGCUUUUGUUUCAUACAGAUAUCAACAACUCAGAGAGCGUAUGGGCAUGCCGAGAUCUUCGUUCACUUAAGAUCUCCUUCCAGCCCAAUCAUGGAGAACAGUACUUUAACAUUGUUCAGCGCUCUAGAAUGAUCUAUGGCUAUAUUUCUCAGGUGUGUCCUCAACUUCGACACCUAGCGAUCACACGAGAAUGGAUUGAUUGUUCGCUUGAGGGUGGCCUAUGCUUGCUCACUGGACUGGAAAGCCUGAUAAGUCUGGAGGUCACUACUACUACUAUGAGUGUUUUGCAUGCUUGGGAUUUCAGUUGGAUGGAUAAUGAUCCUACAGUGCUACAUAAAAUGAUUCAUAAGAUGUCGUCCAAUGAAUCGAAGUUACUGAAAAGCCUGAGAGCAAAAUAUGAGUGGUUAGGAUAUGGAGAUUGCCGCUUUGUGGACCCUCAACGACUGGAGCGACUAGGGCUUUUAGUUCCAGCUUUAGCAACAACCAAUGUGUUUCAAGGUCCACAAGGAUACAAACUGAUGGGGCCUUUGAGAAAUCGACGCAAGAGGUCCACUAGUUCAGCCAGCUCAGCCAGCUCAGCCAGUAAUGACAGCCGAUUGUUCAACACUAGCAAGGCUGAGCCUUCAGGUCACCUUGUUCGUUGGCCAUUCCUGAAGCGUUUCAUCAUCAACCUCUCGGUGGAUCGACGCGGUCAGGCCUCAGGCAUUCAGGCAUUAGUUAGGAAAUUACGACCUGAUAUUGAGUGCAAGAUUGGAGAACCCUGAUGUCAAUUAUGGAUCACCACCAAAAUGUAAUAAAAGCAUACCCCACUCAAUUCGG
This is a messenger RNA of Lobosporangium transversale, 2115 nucleotides long. RefSeq lists its product as hypothetical. NCBI's taxonomy places the organism in Eukaryota, Fungi, Mortierellomycota, Mortierellomycetes, Mortierellales, Mortierellaceae. The transcript has a single exon. Bases 177 to 2060 code for a protein of 627 amino acids. The record is from RefSeq and is a predicted model, not a curated record.